Molecule: messenger RNA, 4348 nt
Organism: Leptopilina boulardi
Lineage: Eukaryota; Metazoa; Arthropoda; Insecta; Hymenoptera; Figitidae
Product: FHIP family protein GK23746
Exons: 12
Coding region: 380-3412 (1010 amino acids)
Source: RefSeq, a predicted model, not a curated record
GCUAUAGUGCUACUGUAAAGUGAAAAUUGCGUCAAUGUAUUUCUAUUCAUUGUUUUCAAACUGAGAUAAAAUAUAAACGAGUACAUGGACUGAAUAAAUAAGAGAUCAUUAUAAUUCCAUAUCUUCCUUCUUUUUUUGCAUAGUUAUCACGCGUACAGUGUUGAGACAGCUUGUUUAAAAACGUUUAAAACUUUUUCUUUUUUUUUUUAGAAAAUGUGAAUGACAAUUAAACGUUUUUUGAAGUUGUGUGUUUUUAUUGUUAUAAAUUAUAAUGCGCGUUAUUUCUCUAAAUAUAUAUAUAUGAAAAAUAGAUCUAUAUAAAGGUUAUGUUGAAAAUAAUUUUGAGAAAAAAAAGGUAGCAAGCUGAAUAAUAAAGGAGAUGAGUUGGUUACGAGGUAAUUCUCUUGGGACAAAUUUUGGUAAACAAAGGUCCAGAGAUUCUCCACCUAAGGAUGCUGAUCCCACGGCAUGUUAUGACAGUUUUAAAAAACAUUGGCAGCAGAGCUACGAAAUUAUUUCCAGCACACAGCCUCCAAAAGGACUUCCAAAGCAGGACGAUGUUCUUGGUGUGGUGAAUCAUGUUGAUCAAAUGGUGACUCUUCUAUUGUUGGAACUACGAAAUUCCACAUUACCUAAUCACCGGAAUACAGCAUCGCCUACACACUCUCCAUGUUUAGAGUACUUACUCAGCGAAAAUUUACUUGAUAAACUCUUUGAUUGGAGUUUAUAUACAGGAAAAUUUAACAACGCUGUUCGUUUGGAACAAUUGAAAUUAUAUGAGCUUUUGGUUUCCCAUAAUAGUGCACUUUUGGCACAUGAACCAGUGGCAAGGCCAUUGUUACGAUUAUUAGAACAAUGCGCAAACGAUGUUAUGCCUUUUGAAGUUGAAAAAAAACUUGUAAUUUUACUUAAUCAACUUUGUGUUGCUCUUAUGCAAAAUCUUGCACUUCUUGAUCUUUUUUUUCAUCCCAAAGCAAAUGAAAAAAAUAAAUUUCUCAUUUUUACACUUUUAAUACCACAUAUCCAUCGUGAAGGUGGUGUUGGACAACAAGCAAGAGAUGCAAUGUUACUUUGCAUGUCAUUAUCGAGAAAAAACGAUGAAGUUGGAAGUUAUAUUGCCGAUCCAUCAACUGGAGUUUGUUCGGUAUUGGCAAUGGUUAUAAAUGCCCUUUAUUCAGAUUUGCCGAAAAAAUUGGAUAUCGAAACAGAUGAUUGGCAUCGAUUGACACCCGAUGAUAUCAAUGAUAUGCCGGCAAUUACGCAAUUAAUAAAUUAUCUUGAAUUUUGUAAUGCAGUGGCACAAGUUGCCCAUCCACUUGUUCAAAAGCAAGUUCUCGAUUUUUUGUACAAUGGAUUUUUAGUUCCAGUUAUGGGUUAUGCGCUUUUACAGGAUUCUCUUCACUUGACUAUAGAACAGCUUGAUGCACCGCAAAACAGGUCUUCAGUGGAGGAUCUUAUUGCAGCAACAGCUUAUUUUGAUUUAUUUUUACGUUCAGUUACCGAACCCGGAUUAUUGCGUUCAUUCGUUCGAUUUUUAUUGGAGGAUAAUUUCGAUGAUUGUCGUAUUCUUGACAGUUUAAUCCAAAGAAUAUCAUCUAAGUCUCGGCUCUGUAUAGUGACACUCGCACUUUUUGAAACGUUAAUUGAUUUAAAUUGCGAGGACGUGAUGCUGGAACUUUGUCUCGCUUCUUUAAGUCCCUGCAAUCAUGUAAUGCAUUCACAACGACGAAGGUUACGCGAUAUUGAUCCAUUUGCACGUGCUGCUGAUAAAUUUCUUUCACUAACGCCAAAAUGUUGUCAACCAUUUGCAAUUGUUGCUUCAAAUUUAACACCUCCAAAUUCUUUGCCACCAGUGCCUUCGUCAGCGCGUAGAAAAAGUUCCAAUGAUGGAAAUAUAAAAUCACUACCACCAUUGACAACAUCAACAACAACAGCAAGUAAUUAUUGUUCACGUACAACAGAAAGUCUCUAUGGAAAUUAUCAUGCCUAUCUUUGUGAUGCGCGACAAAAAAUUACCUCUUGCCAAAUUGCCUGCACAAAUUGGUCCUGCCUCUACGAUGGAGAAUCAUCACCACGUGACAAUAGUAAUACAAGUAGUGUCACAACACUUGCCGAUGACAAUGCCAAUAAUAAUAAUAAUAGUCAUAAUAGCACAAAUCGUACAAAUUAUUCCCCGGAUAUUGAGAAUAUUAGCGAAGAUGUCACCGAUAAUUCACAAAUGCAAAAUAUUCUCGAUAAUAUUCAAUCAUUGUUGAAUGUUAGCGGUGGAAGUGAAGAGAAUUUAUUAAGUGAUAAUGAAUCGUCAAUUAAAAUUUUAUCUAGGGAAAAUCAAGAGAAAUUAGAUGCUGAUAUCGCUGAAUUAUUAAACGAGGAAAUUACUAUCGUUACAAUUGAGAAUUUAAAUAAAAAAGGUUCAGAUAGUGGAAUUGAUGAAUCGAAUACGGCAAUGAAUUCACUGUUAUCAAUUGGUGAAAGCAGUGGUUAUGAGAGUUUUGCAUUUAAAGGAUCAUCGGAAUCAACGCCUGAUAAUGAAUCAAAUGAAGAUCAUAUUAGUGAACACGAUGAAACAAUAAUUGAAUCGUCAUGUAGCGAGGAGGCAAGUGUACAAAUUCACGGUCUAAGGGGUGAAUCUUGUGAAACAAUUUUGUCAUCGAGUCGAGAAACAUUGAAUAAUAAUGGACAAAAUCGACGGUCCAUUAUUAAUGGACAACCGAGUGUUGGAAUUUUUCUCGAUGUUUUAUUAAGAAAAUUAGAAUGUAUGAUGUCAAAUAAUAUUUAUGUUAAUUUACAUCUCACGGGACUUAUUAGCAGGCUCGCUAUUUAUUCACAACCAUUGUUACAAUCGUUUCUUCUCAAUCAUUCACUUGUUUUUCAACCCAAUAUCCGAUCAUUGUUUCAGGUAAUUGCGUCAUUAAAACAAAAAAUCGAUCAAUUUCUAUUAAAACACGAGGAUGUGGAUUUACUUAUUGAGCAGGCGAGAAAUUUUCUCAUUGGCCGUGAGGAUAAACUUGUUAAUGCGAGAAAAAAUGCAUUAGAAGCUGCGGCACGAUCUUCGACAAAUGAGACAAUAAAAACAACGACAAACAGCGAAUCAUUUUCAAGAGGUGAGCCAAAAAAACGGAGUUUAACUUCUUCGUUGACUCAAAUGUUUAGAAGAUCAAGCGGAAGUUCCUCUUUUUCCAGUUUAACAAAUCCACAAUCAAGUAUUUCUGAAAAUCAUCUGGAAAUCGUUCCAGACGGUUCUGGAUAUCGGUAUUACACGAAAACUUCAUGGGAAUCGCCGAGUGAAAUAACAGCCGUGCAAAAUGUAAUUUUAUGCGCAGUUGUUUUGGACGAAUGGCUCAAGGAACUCGCGGCAAUUACACAGGAACACGCAAUCACCUCCCUCGUCAGUCAGGAAUUGAAAAUUUAAUUAUUUUUUUUUUUCAAUUUCCAUCUUCAAAUUAAUUAACACACGUAAUAUCAUUGUGUUUAUAAAAAAAAAAAAACAACCGUAAAAAAUUGUGAGAAUGCAAAAAAUUUAAAUUUUGCAACAAAAAAAUUACCAUUAAAAUAGAAACGAAAAAAAAAAAACUCCCAACAGAGUUUUUUUUUUCGUUAAUGUAUCUCAAUUUGUGAUAAGGGCCAAAAAGUGCUCUACCAAAAGUAUUCACACCAAUUUUACGUGCAAUGAUACAUAACUGAGAUUCCGAUACAUAAUUAUGAUUAUUUUAUCAAUUAAAAAUUCUCAUUACAUCACAGAAGCAAUUUUUUGAAAAUAAAAACCCUUUCUUUUUAUUUAAUUUUAAUCAAGGGAUGAGAGGGGGGAAAUCUCAAAUUAAUUACGUGAUUGGGUUUUUUUUUAUGCUUCCAUGUUUUUGCGAUGUUAUGAGAAUUUCUUGUCAACAAAUAAUAUUUGUUUUUUUUUUACUCUUACGAAAAUAUUAAAUUGAAUUUAAUAAUAAUAAUUAUUUUCGAAAUAGGGACAAAUUUUGAAUUUAAAUAAUUUUGGAAAAAAUUGCAAUACAAUCGCAAUGAUAAUCAGCAAAAAAAAAUAUAUGUUUCGUUUUGAAAAGAAAUUUAUAUACAUAUAUUGAAAAAAAGAGAAGACUGAAAUCGGACGAUUUUUUUAAAAUUAAAAAUCGUACCAAAGAUUGAAAUUGUAAUCGCUUCGUUUUAUUUUCGGUAAAAAAAAAAAUUCAAUGGAACAAAUUUCUUUGAAGUUGAUAAUUUGAUUAUUUAAAAAAAUGUAUUGCGUGAACAAUUUAAUUUUAAUUUAAAAAUUACAAAAAACCUUGAUAUUAUAUGCGAUAUUACAUAAAAUUUAAUUUUAAAUCGUUUUUGAAUUAAAAAAAAAAAAAUAUAUUUA